GUGCGUUUGUGUCAUGUAGCUUAGCACAGGUGCGCAUGUACAUGAAGCCUAAUUAAAGUGUAUUAUUAAGUGUUGUGGGUGAAGUGAUUUCUUUAAUUUGGAUUGUAUAUUGAAGGUCGUACCCUCGGUGAUCGGUGAUCUACCCCCUUGGACACCUACCUCGGUUCCGUGGCGCCUAGGUCCGCUAGGGUAGGGGAGGGGGUAACGCUCUACGCUCGCUACCUCAGUCUGUGGUGAACCACGCGUGCGUGUGAGUCUAGGAUAUGCGCGGUAACUACCCGAUACGUACGUCAGUGUGGUGUGUUGUGGUUUUGUGAUUUACCUGGAUAUUACCAAGAAUUGCAAGAAUUGGAGCUAUACAUUUCUGCAUGUAAUCGAAGUGCUUACAGAAGCUAGGCUUCAAAACAUGAUGCCACACACGGACAGGGCCGCCACGCCUUAGCUCACUAGCACCCUUCAGUUGUAAGGGUGUGGUGAGCGAGCAUGUCCUAGUUAGCUGAGACUAUGCGCAUUGUACCUUCCCAGCCCAUUGUUGCGGUGCUGUUCCUGGCCGCUUGCUUAUUUCCGCGAUUCUCAGAAGUGUACUCGACCAGCCAAUCACAGACUAGGACGCCACGUCACCCUGGCAACAACAAUACAGAACUCAAUCUUGAUUGGUCACAGGAAGGAGAAGAGCUGAUGUCGGUGGAGGCAGGCAGCAGGUGGUUGUCACAUAAAGAGGCUCAGGUGGUGCUGAGGAGGGAGGGAGGAGAGAAGGGUCUCCCAGUAGACUGUUGUCCCUCUACACUGGAGAUGGUGGAGCCUCAAGGAGGAAUUAACCAAGAUGGCUUGUUGGUAGAACUCUUUUCCGAAGCAGAAAACAGGCAAAGGUUUUACGAGCUCUCCUGUCGAGCCGGUGUAGAGGGCAAACCAUGCCGCUUUAUGGAUCGCAGACUCCACAACCAGUCCCGAUGUGUACAGAAGUACUCGUACACGUACGCUAUCGUGAGAGAACCAUCACCUUCUACCCACACCAACCACAGAUUACACCACUUUCCCUCCUUCCCUUCCGGAGGAUCCAACUGGAUGCUGGACUACAUCCGGGUCCGAAGUGGAUGUAGCUGCGAAGUGUCUCCUCGGGUCAAAAGAAGACGGGCGAAAAACAAACGAGGGAAGAACAAACGAACUGAGAUUAGUGAGGAAGAAUGAGUGCAGGACUUGUGUAAGCCUGUCUCUUGUGAGCUUUAAUUCUAACUCUAAUGAACUUUUCUUUUGUGAGGAUAACGAUGUGAAAGUGGUCAGUUCUUCAUCUUCUAAAAGUGCUUACUUCUUGGAAUUUGUGGAACAUCACAGAUUUACUAUUCAUCUUAUGCUGAAAAUGUACAGCUAAGAACCUUUUUUGUGACAAUUUUUUAUUGGUUUCAUUUAACUACAACUGAUACAAUUGCUUCCAAUUGGUAUUUAUUGGUAUGAAUUUCAAUGCCAAAAGAAUAGCAUAAUAAAAAUGUAUGAAUCCAUAGGGACUUUGCAUCUAGGAUCAAGUAUUUUUAUAAAAAAAUUGUAGCUUUUAGUUAAAUUUUGUGGUUGAGACUAACCACAGAAAUAAGAAUAUAUACCGAAAAAUGGCAGAGAAAAUGACAAUGUUCGUCAAAAUGACCUCCAUUGUAUAAGCUGAUCUAAGAAGCAGCAAUUUAUGAUAUUUACUCUUUUGGCUAGUUUCUUUGAUUUUUAAAAUUCUCAAUAUAGUGUCACAGACAUAAAUGACUUACUGUUUUCAGUUUUUUUGUCAUUUCCAUCAAUCAGUUGACUAGUUUGAUAACAAAAUGUUCAAAAGUCAACAACAAAACAAUACUUUGGUUGUAAAACUUUAGUUUCAUUCGAUCGAGUAUUUUCUACAUGUUUCUAGUGUGAACAACAUUUUGUUGGUAAAAUAAAUUUUUUUAAUGUUAGUCACAAAGUGUAUUGUGGUAAUUGAGUGUUGAAGACUGUGAACAUAGAAUGAUGAAUAUGUUAAGCAAAGUAUAUCUAGUCUGAAAAAAGGAAAGAUUAAAUUACUAAACAUCCCCCAGGUCUAAGCCAGGCAGCAAAACAAAUUAUUUUCAUCAUAUUUUAAAUUGUAUAGAACCUCAUUAAUCUGCCUAGUUUUGCUAACAAGAAAAACAAACAAAGCGUUCAAGUAAAUGCUUAUGUUUUUUUAGUUUCAGUUUUUAUUCUACUACAUAAAUACAUAUUUAUAGUAUAUUUACGCUUAUUUAUUUAGAUUUAUAAACUUAAGUGCCAUUUGUAAAUUUCACUACAUUAUUAAAAUAAAAUAUAUAUUAUACAAAGACAUUUUAAUCAGUCAUUUAGUGAACUCAACGUAGUUUUUUAAAUAAAUUUUAUUUGCAAAUAAAAAUGUCUGCUUUCUAUUACUUCAUAAAUAUUUCAAAUUAUUCAAAUCACAUCUACCUCAGAAAUCUAUUGUUUUUACAAAUAUUUUGUUAAGAUAGUGUUAUAAACUGAGGGAUUAUCUUUACUUACAACAAUACCCUAAAAUUUAAAUUUGUAACCAUUGAAGUUAAUAUACAACAAGGUAUCACCGUUUGCCUGCUUAAUGGUGUUUAUUUAUGUUAGACAACAGUUUAGCUGAUUUUGUAGUGACAAAACACUAUCAGUAUUACAAGGUGUUUCGCUGUAUUUUUUUAUGUGCCAUCAUCUAUUUGUGGAAAAACUAUUGUAAUCACAAUAUCAAAAAUAACAAUUUUUAAUAUUUUAUCAAUUGUUAAUAGAAUGUUUAGUAUGUAAAAUAUUUUUUAUAAUAUUUCAAUGUAUGAUUGUUUACUGAUAUUAGUUGCAGUCCUCUUCUGUUACCAAGUAUUUUAUGUAUAUAUUAGAUUAUCCACUAUUUUUUGGCAGAAAGUCAAAUGAAAGCCAAAUGUAAA
Molecule: messenger RNA, 2900 nt
Organism: Macrosteles quadrilineatus (aster leafhopper)
Lineage: Eukaryota; Metazoa; Arthropoda; Insecta; Hemiptera; Cicadellidae
Exons: 8
Coding region: 505-1188 (227 amino acids)
Biological process (GO): regulation of Toll signaling pathway; central nervous system formation; innate immune response
Cellular component (GO): extracellular region
Molecular function (GO): Toll binding; growth factor activity
Source: RefSeq, a predicted model, not a curated record